Messenger RNA from Carassius carassius (crucian carp), 1171 nucleotides. Its product is annotated as epithelial membrane protein 2-like. The record is from RefSeq and is a predicted model, not a curated record. Gene Ontology annotation, cellular component: plasma membrane. The transcript has 5 exons. Bases 129 to 614 code for a protein of 161 amino acids. Lineage: Eukaryota; Metazoa; Chordata; Actinopteri; Cypriniformes; Cyprinidae.
AGGGGCGGGACCAUCGGAGGGCGGCUGCACUGAUAGUUGAGUGUAAAGAUCUUCAGUCACACACACAUCACAUCUGGAAGUGUGAAGCUGCUCUCGUCCACUCAUCGGCCUUCUGUUACUCCACAGUCAUGUUGGUCUUACUCGCUGCCAUCUUCCUUCUCCACAUCGCCUGUAUCUGUCUGCUGCUGGCCGCCACCAUUCAUAACGCCUGGUGGAUAACCGACACGAUGUCCACUGAUAUUUGGUCUCGCUGGAUACUGACUGCUGGUGGAAACUGGAACUACACUGAGAUUCCUGCUUUCUAUCCUAAAGAGUAUCUGCAGGCGGUUCAGGCCAGCUCUGUGCUCGCCUGCAUCUUCUGCAUCCUGGGGCUGUUCGUGUUCGUGGCUCAGCUCUACACACUACCUAAAGGAAAGCGCUUCCUGUUCACCGGAGCAUUCCAGCUGCUGGCCUGGCUGUGCAUCAUGAUCGCGGCCUCCAUCUACACGGACAUCUUCCAUAAAGACAAGGAACCGGGCUGGUACGGAGCCUCCUUCAUCCUGGCCUGGAUCUCCGUCUGUCUCACCUUCAUCUCCUGCAUCACCUACUUCGUCCUGCGCAAGAAGACGGCGUGAAGAGCACACACAUCAGCAGAUGUUCAAACACUCGCCAGAUGAUGAUCCUCUGAUCUCAGACCUGCUCGUGUCGGCCUCCAGUGUCUCAGAUCAACAUUAUAUAGCUGAAUGUAAUCUUAGUGAGAGUCCGUGUCCAAAUAUGUUAUCGUUUUGUUGUAAAUGUCAUGUUUUCUCAAUAUUUUAAUGCUAGUCAUUGGUCCGGGCUGUUUUAUGGUCAUGUGACACGACUAGCCCCAUUUAGCACUGUUACGGAUGAUUAUUAUAAUACACUACUUGACUGUUUGUUUCUGUGUUUAUCAUGUGUCCUGUACUAUCCAUCUGAUCCACCCAUGCUGUCACUGCAAAUAUCAUCACCAUCACAACUUCAAAUAAUGACUUGAUUUGAUUAUGAUCUUGCUCUGUUAAGUUAAAUCACCUCACAAUACAUGUUAACCAACAACGUGCGCUGAGUUGGUAAUCAUCCUUUGUUUUAGUGAUCAAGUCUUGUCAUCACUUAAGAAAUUCUGAAAGACAAAAUAUAUUUUUCAAAUAAAUAAAUAAAAGACAUAUAUGCUGAA